Messenger RNA from Coffea eugenioides, 1338 nucleotides. Its product is annotated as proliferating cell nuclear antigen-like. The record is from RefSeq and is a predicted model, not a curated record. Gene Ontology annotation, cellular component: PCNA complex. Gene Ontology annotation, molecular function: DNA binding; DNA polymerase processivity factor activity. Gene Ontology annotation, biological process: mismatch repair; regulation of DNA replication; leading strand elongation. Bases 30 to 1085 code for a protein of 351 amino acids. Lineage: Eukaryota; Viridiplantae; Streptophyta; Magnoliopsida; Gentianales; Rubiaceae. The transcript has 4 exons.
GUGAAAAAAGGUAAAAUCCUAGCUAGAAAAUGUUUGAACUGAGACUGGUACAGGGGAGUUUGUUGAAGAAAGUUCUUGAAUCCAUCAAGGACUUGGUGAAUGAUGCAAAUUUCGACUGUUCCUCAACUGGGUUCUCUCUUCAGGCCAUGGAUUCCAGCCACGUAGCCCUGGUGGCCCUCCUUCUCCGAUCGGAGGGCUUCGAGCACUACCGCUGCGACCGCAACCUGACGAUGGGCAUGAACCUGGCGAACAUGGCUAAGAUGCUCAAAUGUGCUGGCAAUGAUGACAUCAUUACUAUCAAGGCUGACGAUGGAACUGAUACUGUUACCUUCAUGUUUGAAAGCCCCUCUCAAGACAAGAUAUCUGAUUUUGAAAUGAAGCUUAUGGACAUUGAUAGCGAGCAUCUUGGGAUUCCAGAAGCAGAGUAUGAGGCUAUUAUUAGGAUGCCAUCAGCAGAGUUUGCAAGGAUUUGCAGAGAUCUUAGCAGCAUUGGUGACACUGUUGUAAUAUCUGUGACAAAAGAAGGUGUGAGGUUUUCCGCAAGAGGUGACAUUGGUGCAGCAAACAUUGUCUGCAGGCAGAAUGCAACAGUGGACAAGCCAGAAGAUGCUACGAUUAUAGAAAUGCAGGAACCAGUUACAUUGACGUUUGCACUGAGGUACAUGAACUCGUUCACAAAGGCCACCCCACUUGCUGAGCAAGUGACAAUCAGCAUGUCCUCUGAUCUACCUGUUGUAGUUGAAUACAAAGUCGCAGGGGUGGGUUACAUCAGGUACUAUUUAGCUCCAAAGAUAGAAGAAGAAGAAGAAGAGGUUGCAGCUCAUGCACAAACCAAACCAAAGGCGGAAACCAAGUUGAAAGUGGAGACAAAGCCUAAAGUGGAACCUGAGCUUAUGGAAGUUGCAGAAGAUGAGAAAGAAAGCAAGCCCCUAGCAGAAAGCAAGCCUAAAGAGGAACCUCAGCUUUUAGAAUGCCAUAAGCUUGACGAAGAAAGCAAGCCUCUUGUUGAUGGCAAGCCUAAAGUAGAAAAUAAGCUCGGAGCAAGCACUAAUGGUGAAAUUGAGAUCAUGGAUAUUGAGCAGUAGUUGGUUCUGCUGCUGCUGAUAGCAGAUAUAGGUGGAAGAGUCCUUUUGUGUUUCUUUGUUUUUUCUGCGUUCAUUUAGGUGUAGAUUAGUCAAUUAAUGGAGAAGUUCUAGGGCGUUCAGUGUGAUGAUAAUCUGGGUUAGUCUUUAAACCUCGUCAUAUUUACUGAUGCCAAACGGUCGCUGUCCAUCCUUCGUAGUGAAGUUCUAGUUUGCAGAAACGCACUCUGUUUCUCAAUGCUUUGAAGUCUGGACC